Molecule: messenger RNA, 3008 nt
Organism: Monomorium pharaonis (pharaoh ant)
Lineage: Eukaryota; Metazoa; Arthropoda; Insecta; Hymenoptera; Formicidae
Product: long-chain-fatty-acid--CoA ligase ACSBG2-like
Exons: 15
Coding region: 753-2822 (689 amino acids)
Cellular component (GO): membrane; endoplasmic reticulum
Molecular function (GO): long-chain fatty acid-CoA ligase activity
Source: RefSeq, a predicted model, not a curated record
AAUUUUUUUUUUUUUUAUUUCGUCUCAAUUAGGCACUAAAAUCUAAUUUUCGAAACUCGACACUGUUUGUUUUCGUCGUCUACUAGUCUGUGAAUACAAAUUUCGUAGGUACAAACUGUAGAUCUUUUAUAUUAAGCAAACAUUGUUAUGAUGUGACAGCAAAUUAACAAUUUUUUCUCGUUUUUGGAGGAAAUUUUACUCCACAGACUGAUAGCAAUGCGUAUUCUUUUAUUCUGGAGAAAGAUUUCCAAAUCUAUAAAAGAAAUAAAAAGAUAUUGUUAAACAAAAAUUAUUAUCUUUUUGUUGGUAAAACAGACAACUCCAGCAUCCCCCUCCCUUAAAAGAAUAUCUAUCAAAAUAAUCAAACAGGUAUUUUACGGUUUUUCAUAAUUUUGAAUCUUUUCCGAAAUACAGAGGAUAGAAUCGGACUUUAUAAACAUCAUGUAUAGCUUAUAUUAAAACAAAAGGUUAAAGACAAACUUUGUUAAUAAUGCACAAGACAUUGGCAUAUGCAUGCGUGAUCGACGUAAGUAGACCUCUACUUCUGACUGAAAAAUCAGUGUUACAAGAGCUGCCGCACGGUUUGUAGUUAAUCCGACUUUUGGUUUAAAUCGAGCACGCGGGAAUUAUUUGUUUGGAUAAUUGAUAAACAAGGAAAUCAAGACCAUGAUUUUGUUGGCACGGAUACAUGGACUUACAUGUGUCUUAUGAAACUUUUCUUACUGCUCAAUGCGUGAACAUACUCUUAUAUAAUGUCCAUAUCUCAAGUCAUACAAUCACACGGAGUCAAUGGAAUUUUCAGGAUGAAUACUCAGGAUAAUAAGGAGAAUCAAAUGAUCAGAUAUGCGUCGGCUAGUGAAACUGGUCUCGAUGGACCUGAUCAGGUACUGCCUACGGAAGUAGAUAGCACAUGUGACGCCAACGGCAGAGUACGAAUAAAAUUAGGUAGUAAUGGGCCCGAUUCAUGCAUGCCCGUAUCAGUCCCUGGAGUUUUAACCAAAACAGCAAAGCUUUAUCCUGAUCAUAUCGCACUGGUAUCCAAGCCCGAUGCCAAUGGCAAAAGAACUAUGUAUACUUUCCAAGAAUAUGAGUCUACUGUAAGAAUUGUUGCCAAAGCGUUUCUGAAGCUAGGUUUGGAACGGCACCAUAGUGUUUGCAUAUUAGGAUUCAAUAGUCCUGAAUGGUUCAUUUCUAAUCUCGCAACUAUAUACGCGGGGGGCUUUGCUGCAGGAAUUUAUACUACAAAUUCUCCAAAAGCGUGCCACUAUUGCGCUGAACACAGUCGAGCAAAUAUAAUAGUUGUUGAAGAUGACAAACAAUUGCAAAAAAUCUUACAGAUAAAACACGAUUUGCCCGAUUUAAAAGCAAUUGUUCAAUACAGCGGCGUACCCAUUGAAAAGGAUGUUUUGAGCUGGAACGAUUUAUUAAACAUAGGUAAGAAGGAACCAGAGGAUAAGUUACAAUCUGUGUUAAAGACGAUUGGGGUAAAUGAAUGUUGUACUUUAAUAUAUACAUCGGGAACAGUCGGAAAUCCAAAAGCUGUAAUGAUAAGCCAUGAUAAUAUAUUGCAUAAUAUACGGAUGAUAUUGCAAGCGCUAGACUUGAAAGAAAAGUCAGAGGUCACGGUUAGUUAUUUGCCAUUAUCUCAUGUUGCAGCACAGGUAGUUGACAUCAUGAUGAACAUUGUGUUAGCAACUACAGUAUAUUUUGCUGAUUCGGGUGCGUUAAAGGGUACAUUAGUAAAUACAUUAAUUGUAGCGCAACCAACGUUUUUCCUAGGGGUGCCCAGAGUAUGGGAAAAGAUAUACGAAAAAAUGCAAGAGAAAGCGCGCAGUAACGGCGCGAUAAAGACUUGGAUUGCUAAGUGGGCAAAGGCGCAAAGUCUUCAUUAUUACGCGAAUAAAAUGAAUGGUGUAGAUCAUAAACAUUGGGGUUAUAUCUUUGCGAAACAGCUUGUUUUUGACCAGGUGAAGGCGGCAUUGGGUUUCAGCAGAUGUAAAUAUUGCUUGACCGGAGCAGCACCGUUAAAUAGCGACAUUAAAAUAUAUUUUUUGAGUUUAAACAUACCUUUAUUAGAGGUAUACGGAAUGUCUGAAAUUAGUGGGGCUCAAACAGUAACCAGUUAUAAAGAACUUAACAAAGGUGUGGGAAGAACUUUGCCCGGACUAUAUACAAAAUUAGACAAUAUAAAUGAACAUGGUGAGGGAGAAAUUUGUAUGAGUGGACGACAUGUAUUUAUGGGUUAUUUAAAUGAUCCAGAAAAAACUGAAGAAACAAAAGAUAAAAAUGGUUGGUUACACAGUGGUGAUCUUGGCAAAUUCGAUUCAAACGGGAAUUUGUAUGUCACUGGUAGACUGAAGGAACUUAUAAUCACAAGUGGAGGGGAGAAUGUAGCACCGUACAAUAUAGAGCAAGCGAUAUUAUCGGAAUUACCAUAUUUAAGUAAUGUCAUGGUGAUUGGGGAUAAAAGGAAAUAUUUAACAGUUCUUGUCACGCUUAAGAGUGAUAUGAAUCAAGAGACUGGUGCGCCAUCAGAUACGCUGAGUCCAGAUGUACUAAAAUGGGCAAAGUCUAUCAACAGUAAUGCAAAAACAGUUACAGAAGUCAUAAGUUCUCGUGAUCCAGCCAUAUAUGAGGAAAUUGACAAGGCAAUCAAAAGAGCAAAUAUGCAAGCUAUAAGUAAUGCUCAAAAAGUACAGAAAUUCGAAAUUCUUCCUCAUGACUUUUCGAUUCCAACCGGUGAAUUAAGACCCACGUUAAAGCUUAAAAAGAAUGUAGUUCAGAAGAUGUACGCUAAUCUCAUAGAUAAAAUGUAUGAAUAAAACCACGUACUCUACUUUUAUAAUAAGGGAUUUUUUGAUAAGGGUUUCUCAUAUUUACAUGGGUAUUUUGAGAUGUGUAUGAGGGUUGUACUUUGUACUGUAAAAGAGCACAGAAUAAUGAUAAUAAUGACAUACGUACAAAUUAAUGAUUAUUAUUAUUAAUAUUAUAUAAAUAAACUAUCACAU